Molecule: messenger RNA, 2192 nt
Organism: Schistocerca piceifrons (Central American locust)
Lineage: Eukaryota; Metazoa; Arthropoda; Insecta; Orthoptera; Acrididae
Product: transmembrane protein 268
Source: RefSeq, a predicted model, not a curated record
AUGGUCGUAGUGUUGAAGUUGUUGGUGUAUUUGAAGAAGGGUGUGGAGAAUGAAAAUGACUUUAGUGUGGAGAACGAUAUCAAAUGUGAAGAUAAUGUUUCUGAUGAUGAUGAUGUUGAUGAUAAAUUAUUGCUCACAGGACUGGACAGAAUGGUGUAUGCAGAAGUUACAGUUGAUGAUUGUGUGCUGAAUGAUUCUGGAAUCUCUGAUGUAAGUUUGAGUGAUGAUUUUGAAACAAAUAAAACAUCAUACAGUCGAGUUUCAGCAGAAGAAGCUGAUAAAAGGAGCAGUGUGCCAGCGACGAAAGCAAACAGUACAGAAGUGACACUUCGUACUGUAGACCUGAGGGACGUCAGUAAUGGCACUCAUGCUGCUAGUAACAGAGGACCGUCGAUCAAUAGUGCAAUUAUUAGACAAGGAUUUGCUAAUGGGGACAUAAUUGUAACACUGCUUCCAGUCAAUACAAAAUGGCCAUGGAUUACACCAGCUAAAUUUCGACCGGAGUUAGUACCUGAGGAACUCAUGGCUCAAGGUUUAACACUAACAGUAGAAGAUUAUGUUCAUGUGAUGGAAAUACUGACAAAUGAUUUUAGGUUCAACAUUUACAAUAUAUGCUACAAACGCAUUCUUGUAGCCUGGAUAUUUACAGCAUUUGUUGUCCUACUUGGUCUUCUGUUUUCUGGGGUGACUGGUUUGACACUAUUUGGACUUGGUGUUAUGUGGCUCAUCCUGAAUGCUUUAGCAAUUUUUUUCUGUAUGUGGGUGAAAAUUAGGUUAAACCAUAACUUGGAGCGCUGUAUGGCACAAGUAAACAAGCACUUACUGAAGCACAGAAUCAUCCUGGGACUUGAUGAUAGAGGAAAGUUGUCUUGCCAUAAAGUGAAUUUAUGCUUCAUUUACUUUGAUGCUGUUGAUUGCAUUAAAAAACUUCAAGAAGUAAUAGAAAGGGAGGAACGUGAAGGCCGUCCUGUAAACAGAGAGGAAACUGUUGAAGAGCGUAGACAGAGACAACAAUUUCAGCUGAGAAUGGACAUAGAAGAUCAUGACAUUAUUAUUCAGGGAAGCAACACAACAAGAGUGUCUCGGAAACAGGAACGUGCUGAGAUGGUUUUCCUUCGCUACUCACACCGAUGGGCUAAAGAAUUUGUCCGCAAACAUCUUGAGCUGUCAGUGGAUGGAGCAGGGCAUGGGGGCUUCCCCUCUGCACCUCCUCGACAUUGCAUUACCUCUCGGUGCCCUUGUCAAUUCAUAGAGGAGCACCUCAAAUAUAAACCACGAGAUUAUCCUUGCAGCAUCUGUGCUCUGAUGGUUGAUCGACAAUUUGAGUUCAAUUAUUAGAUGGUCCUCUUGCAGUUGUGCAGCAGUCACACCAUAAAAUAAUUUUCCAGUCUGUUAUCUUUCAUGGGGAAUAUUGUGAGAAGAUAAUGCCUCACAUUUUGUGAGUAAUUUAAUGGGUGAACAAAAGUUAUAUAUAUAUUUUAGAAACUGGUGCUUGAACCUCGCAAGGGACUACAUCAGUGAACAGGUUUUUCUUUUGUUAUCGUGCUCUGCUCAGAAACAUACUGAAUGUGUUGUAAUUUCAUGAUGAGCAGAACAGUUAAAAAGGGACAUUCUGUGAUAGGCUUCCAUUAACUGUUAAUAAAACCAUUUUCUUUAAUGUUAGAUUUCAGAUUUUUAUCUCAUUUUUUUAUAGUUGUGAAAAGUGUUACUAAUCAAUGCAUGAUGUGUUUGAUUCUGGUAUGAACAUUAUGGUGAACUGUCUGGGGUGCUUGUUUAUAUAAAAAAUAGAAAGAAAGCAAAACAAAUGAGGAAAAGAGCUAGAGAAUAAUACUUGAACAAUUUUAUUUUGAGCACAACUCAAUUCCGUCCUAAAUGCAUUUACUGCUCAUUCAUUUUCUUGUAACCAUUAAUUAAUAUUACCACAUUGUAUGUGAUCCUGUAUGUACUAUGUCUUAUGAUGUAAAAUAUUAAAUAUUUUUAUUUUUAAUACACUUUUUCACUCAUAAUGUGCCUUGUGUAGACAUAAUGUUACUGAAUACAGCAUUGUAAAUUAGUGUUUUAAAUAUAAAAUCUACUCAUCCAAAUUAUGCAAAAAUGAAUUAAGUAAAUAAAUGAACUUUAAUUAGUGUUCAUGUAGCACACACAUCUGAAAUUUGUUGACCAGGUUUAGAGUUUUCAACAAUUAAUUCCAG